Stegodyphus dumicola is the source of this 441-nucleotide messenger RNA. RefSeq lists its product as uncharacterized. NCBI's taxonomy places the organism in Eukaryota, Metazoa, Arthropoda, Arachnida, Araneae, Eresidae. The record is from RefSeq and is a predicted model, not a curated record.
AUGGGAACAGUGUGGAGAAUGUCAAAAAAAUUUGUCCCUGUUCUUGGAUUAUUAUGGGAUAAAACUAAAGAUGUUCUGUUUUGUGAUCUUGAAAAAAUUUAUUUCAAGCAAAAACCCAUUACUAGAAGGUAUAUUCUUUGGACAGUUCACAGCAUCUUCGAUCCUAUAGGAAUUCUGUGUCCAGUAACGAUUCGUUUGAAACGGUCAAUACAAAAUAGCUGGAACCUGAAGAUUGGUUGGGAUGAAACCUGUCUAGAAGAUAAUCGCCUGGAGUUCAAUAAAUGGCUUGAAGAUUUAUAUCUGUUGACAGAGAUCAAAAUUCCAAGAUAUGUCCAAAGUAAUGUCCCGGAAGAAAAAUUGAGUUUUCACACUUUUUGUGAUGCGAACAAGUCCGCUUAUAGCGCAAUCGUAUUUCUACGAAGCGAAUGUGAGAAAGGAUAA